This is a messenger RNA of Mycotypha africana, 2416 nucleotides long. RefSeq lists its product as uncharacterized. The record is from RefSeq and is a predicted model, not a curated record. Gene Ontology annotation, molecular function: flavin adenine dinucleotide binding; FMN binding; NADPH-hemoprotein reductase activity. The coding region runs from base 115 to 2277 and encodes 720 amino acids. The transcript is spliced from 4 exons. Gene Ontology annotation, cellular component: cytosol. Lineage: Eukaryota; Fungi; Mucoromycota; Mucoromycetes; Mucorales; Mycotyphaceae.
AAUUCUGGAAAAAUGGAUACAGCGGGGGGUUCUCAUCUAUCUAUAACUAUCCUAUCUCAUUAUACACAACUUGAACAGUGACCUAACAGAAAAAGACUCCACUUGUAAAAAACAAUGGCAAGAUCAACGUCAAACCAUCUAUUCAACACGAUGGAUAUCUUAGUUUUGGCUGUCCUAGGCCUAGGAACCGUUACAUGGUUGAGUCGACGACACAUUACUGACAGAUUCUUUGGAUCGGGUAAAAACCCAGCGAUGAAACCUGCCGAUGGUGAUCUCAAAACUGCACCUGUCAAAAAAGAGCGCAAUUUUGUCAAGGUGAUGCAGGAACAGGGCCGUAAAGUCAUUUUUUUCUAUGGUUCUCAAACGGGCACUGCUGAAGAUUAUGCAUCACGACUGGCUAAAGAAUGCUCACAAAAGUAUGGAGUAAGUGCGAUGACCGCUGAUAUUGAACUGUACGACCUCAGCUAUCUUGACACUGUACCUGAAGACUGCUUGGUCUUUUUUGUCAUGGCUACUUAUGGUGAAGGCGAGCCCACCGAUAAUGCUGUUGAUUUCUGGGACAUGCUUGCUGAGGAUCAGCCUUUAUUCUCAGCCGCCGCUGAUGAAGCAGAAGAGAACGAAAAGCCCCUCAAGAAUUUACGAUACAUUGCUUUCGGAUUGGGAAAUAAGACAUACGAACACUAUAAUGAAGUGAUACGUAGCAUUGAUAGGCGUUUGUUGGCCUUGGGUGCCAACAGAGUCGGCGAACGUGGUGAAGGUGAUGACGAUGGCUCUCUAGAAGAAGACUUUUUGGCUUGGCAAGAAGAAAUGUGGCCUGCAUUCUGUGAAGCCCUCGGCGUGGACGAAAACAAUGCUCCAUCCGGCCCCCGACAAGCUACUUAUACUGUAGAAGAGUUGACUGAUUUUGAUAAGGCAAAACUUUAUCUCGGUGAAUUGGCUGAAUGGAUCGAAGAAGGAGGUCGUGUCGUUUAUGACGCCAAACGUCCUUACAAUGCACCAGUGACUUCAAAAGAGCUAUUUCAGGGCGGAGACCGUCAUUGUUUACACCUCGAAAUUGAUAUCUCAAACACCAACCUCACUUACCAAACCGGGGAUCAUGUUGCUCUCUGGCCAACCAACAAUGAAGUAGAAGUGGAAAGACUUGCCAAGGCAUUAGGGUUAAUGGAUAAAUUAGAUACAGCUGUCCGUGUUCAGGCCGCUGAUGCAGCUGCUUCCAAAAAGUCCCCUUUCCCAAUUCCUACCACUUACCGUGCUAUCUUCCGUCAUUAUGUGGAUAUCUGCUCUGCCGUGUCGCGCCAAACACUCAUGUCUUUGACUGAAUAUGCACCUUCAGAAAAAUCAAAAGAAUUACUUCGUCAACUGGCUUCUGACAAAGAGGAAUACCGUAAACGCGUGGCCGAUGUCACUCGCAACUUGGGAGAAGUGUUGGAAAUGCUGGCCGCCGCAGAGUCGAUGGAGCUCGAGGGUAGUUUUUCAGCCAUUCCUUUCGAUUUGAUCGUAGAAAGCAUUCCUCGUUUACAACCCCGUUAUUACUCUAUUUCCUCCUCAUCCAAAGAAUCACCCAAGACCAUCGCCGUGACGGCCGUCACAUUACAAUAUACUCCUGAAACAUCCCAUCCUCGCACUGUCUACGGUGUCAAUACAAAUUACUUGUGGAAAUUACACGAGGCCAUCCAUGGAUUGGAACCACACCCGGAUGUUCCUUUAUACAGCUUGGGUGGUCCUCGCGAUGCCUUGUACGAUGCAGAAAACAAAGUGGCUAAAAUUCCUGUUCACGUCCGUCGCUCUCAAUUCAAACUUCCUCGAAACCCCACUGUUCCUGUCAUUAUGGUAGGCCCUGGUACCGGUGUAGCUCCGUUUCGCGGUUUUGUCCGUGAGCGUGCUCUGCAAAAGAAAGCAGGUCAGCCUGUAGGUCCUACCAUCCUUUACUUUGGUUGCCGAAAUUCUGCGGAGGACUUUUUGUAUGCCAACGAAUGGCCCGAGCUCUUUGACACUUUGGGAGAACCCUCUCGUAUUAUUACUGCUUUUUCUCGUGAAACGGAUAAAAAGAUAUAUGUUCAACAUCGUUUGAUGGAAUUUGGAGAGGAAAUGUGGAGCUUGAUUGAGAAAGGAGCUUAUGUUUACGUCUGCGGUGAUGCCAAGCAUAUGGCUCGUGACGUCAAUCAGACCUUUGUUCAAUUUGCUCAAAGCUUUGGUGGCUUGGAAGAACAGAAAGCUCAGGACUAUGUAAAAAGCUUGAGAAGCACAGGUCGCUAUCAAGAAGAUGUCUGGAGUUAACCUCAUCCUACUGUACUUAUUAGAUAGCAUAUCACUUAUAGAAAACCCUUGUAAUUUUACUUAUAAUAAUACAUAUAUCCUCCCCUUGCCUCUGUCUGACGUCUAAUACAUUUACUACAAUUCCACUAACCUACUAAAG